Molecule: messenger RNA, 1935 nt
Organism: Gastrolobium bilobum
Lineage: Eukaryota; Viridiplantae; Streptophyta; Magnoliopsida; Fabales; Fabaceae
Product: sphingosine kinase 1-like
Exons: 10
Coding region: 104-1564 (486 amino acids)
Biological process (GO): sphingosine biosynthetic process
Cellular component (GO): cytoplasm; membrane; intracellular membrane-bounded organelle
Molecular function (GO): kinase activity
Source: RefSeq, a predicted model, not a curated record
ACCCAAAAGGCAUUGGCAUCUUUUGUCCCCAAAAACCGAUUUAUUUGUUUUUUUUUUCGGUCUAGCGGUUUCGAUCAAACCGGUCCACCGGCUCUCGCACGAAAUGGACCGAUCCGAUGAACGGGGCCCCACAAUAAUCUCGGACCGUGUGGCCGUCAACGGGACGGUAACACCACUAGCUCUGCUCAGCGACGGGAGGCUUUGGUGGCCGGAGGGAAGUCAACGGAGUUUGACCAUCGAAAAAGAGGUCAUAGGGUUCGUCGCCGACGGUCCUAACAUCAGGCUCAAAACCGUCGUGGAGACCAGAGAUGGCUGCUGCGCUUGUGGUAGCAGAGGAAGAUUGGUCAGAAACGACGUCGUGUUUCGGCCCUCGUCGGAGGAAUCGCAUAGGCUCUGGUGCCAGAAGCUUCGCGAAAUCAUCGAUUCUCUUGGACGCCCUAAGAGGCUUUUUGUCUUUUUUAAUCCAUUUGGGGGAAGGAAAGCUGCUACAAAUAUUUUUCGUGACCAAGUAAAACCUCUUCUUGAAGAUGCGCAAUUGCAACUUACAGUCCAAGAAACCGAACAUCAGCUCCAUGCAAAGCAAGUUGUUCAGUCCCUUGAUAUUUCCAAGUACGAUGGGAUUGUUUGUGUUAGUGGAGAUGGGAUUUUGGUUGAGGUUGUAAAUGGACUGCUUCAAAGGGACGACUGGGAUACUGCAAUAAAGAUGCCCCUUGGAGUUGUUCCUGCAGGUACGGGAAAUGGCAUGGCAAAGUCUCUUCUUGAUUCAGUUGGUGAUCCUUGUGCAGUAGCUAAUGCUGUUCUAGCCAUCAUACGAGGUCAUAAGCGAUCACUUGAUGUGGCCACUAUCAUGCAAGGGGAAACCAGAUUUUUCAGUAUAUUGAUGCUUGCAUGGGGUCUGAUGGCCGAUAUUGACAUCGAGUCUGAAAAGUAUCGGUGGAUGGGAAGUGCUCGCAUCGAUUUUUAUGCUCUCAUUCGAAUCUUCCAUUUGAGGCAUUACACUGGAUGCGUUUAUUUUGUGCCUGCACCUGGGUUUGAAGCUUACGGGGAGUCCACUAGUUACCCUGGCAAAGUCAACAACAGUGAUUCAAUUGAUGUGGAACCUGUGAAGUCACAAACGCUCGGUUGUCAGGGACCUGAAAUUAACGUGGAGAAGCUGAAUUGGAGAGUUGUAAAUGGACCUUUUAUUUCUGUCUGGCUUCACAAUGUGCCUUGGGGUGCUGAAAACACUAUGGCAGCACCGGAUGCUAAGUUCUCAGAUGGUUAUCUGGACUUGAUCAUUGUGAAGAAUUGCCCAAAAUUACCGUUGCUGUCAGUUCUGUCAGAGGUGAAUAAUGGAGGUCAUGUAAAAUCGCCAUAUGUCAUGUACCUAAAGGUGAAAGCUUUCAUCUUGGAACCUGGCCCACGCUUGGAAGACCAAGAGAAGGAAGGGAUCAUAGAUGCAGAUGGUGAGGUUCUGGCAAGGGGGAAAGGAUCGUACCAGUGUGAGCAGAAGGCUUUGAUGGCCUAUGAUAAACUUCAAAUAACAGUGGAUCAAGGUUUAGCUACUAUUUUCACCCCUAUAUAAAACUCUUGACUUUUAUACCCAAAAAAAAAAAAAAGGGAUGAAAAAACUCUUGGUUUAACGAUUUUCCUAGGUCCAUUCUCUUCCAACAUUCCAUGCCUUUAGUCUGCAGUUGCACACACGUAGAUAAAUAAUUGAACCUUCCACAGUUUAACGAGUUAUUUAUAUUGUACACUGUACAACACAUGACAAAGGAAUCAUAUUAGUUUGAAACCAAACAAAGUGGACAUAGUUGGCUAAGGGUUUAGUCCAUACCCCACAAGAGUACGAGUUCAAACCCUGCUAACCGAUGUGAAGACUUUGUUGGUGAGUAAUAUAUAAUCUAUCCUAGAAAUUCUCAGAGGUUGGGGGGUCUUUCUUGACUCUAGUUGGAU